ACCCCCGGGCACAAUGAGUCAGUCACCCAUAAUCCUCCCUGUUGUGCUACUGCUGCUGCCUGUGUUGGUUCUGUGUUCUCCAGAAUGCCCAUGGCUUGACAAUAAGGGAGAGUUUCAGGUUCAAAAAAUACUAACUGUCCUUGAUCGUAUGGAGCCCACGGAAGAGAUUCCGUAUGAUUGCUUUCUACCCCUGCCUCCUAUUGACUUUACCCACAACAUGUCCCUGGGAGCUGCGGCCGCCAUAGUGGAUAAAGUUGCCAGGAAAAGUAUCAGAUUGUACAGCAAAAAGUGUCACCAACUGGGACACACACAGAAGGAUUGUUCUGAGCUGCUUCACCUUCUGCAUCAGCUAAGCCAAUGGGUGGCUCCGUGCCUGACAGACAAAGGGAAAUAUAAGGAGGUCACAGAGCAAGUAACUAAACAAUUCAGACAGAUGGCACAAAAUCCGGGUAACGCUGCCUGUGCCCGGCAUAACAUUUGGGCGGCUACCACUCAUUAUUACCAGCAAGUUGCUCGUCUCACAUCCCUGAAGGUCAAACAGCGUCUCAUGAACUGAAUCUGCGCCUCCAAUCUUGUUGGCUAUUGCACAAGUGAAAA
Xenopus tropicalis (tropical clawed frog) is the source of this 597-nucleotide messenger RNA. RefSeq lists its product as uncharacterized. The record is from RefSeq and is a predicted model, not a curated record. Lineage: Eukaryota; Metazoa; Chordata; Amphibia; Anura; Pipidae. The transcript has a single exon. Bases 14 to 556 code for a protein of 180 amino acids.